CCUUGAUUGGCUGAAUUCGCCUAUAAAUAUGAAGAUCGAGGCGCACACACUUGCAAGUACGUAGCAACACAAGCCUAGCCAUGACAAUGAGGACGCGCCCCUCCUCGUCCUCUCUUCUCGUAGCACCGCUGCUGCUUAUGCUUCUUCCAGCGCUUGCUCUUGCUGCAGGGAGGCACACCUUGAUCACUAGAGACCCUCUAUACGGCCCACAGGCUAACCCAAAUCCAGAACCACUACCAGGAAAACAACCAAAUCCAAAUCCUCAACCAUUGCCAGACCCACAACCACUGCCAGGACCACGACCAGACCCAAACCCGCAACCACUACCCGAUCCUAAACCUAAUCCAAACCCACAACCACUGCCUGAGCCACAACCUGAUCCAAAUGCUCAACCAUUACCAGGACCACACCCUGACCCAAAUCCACAACCAUUGCCAGGCCAAAACCUGCAACGGUUGAUGAACCCACGGCCAAACCCAAACCCGCAGCUACUACCAGACCCACGGCCAAACCCAAACCCUCGUCCAUUACCAGGACCGCAGCCUGAUCCAAAUCCACAACCAUUACCAGACCCAAACCCAAAACCAUUGCCGGACCCACAACCAAACCCAAACCCUCAGCCAUUACCAGGACCGCAGCCUGAUCCAAACCCAAAACCAUUUCCAGACCCAAACCCGAAACCAUUGCCGAACCCACAGCCAAACCCAAACCCUCAACCAUUACCAGGACCUCAGCCUAAUCCAAACCCACAACCAUUACCAGACCCAAACCCAAAACCAUUGCCGGACCCACAACCAAACCCAAACCCUCAGCCAUUACCAGGACCGCAGCCUGAUCCAAACCCAAAACCAUUUCCAGACCCAAACCCGAAACCAUUGCCGAACCCACAGCCAAACCCAAACCCUCAACCAUUACCAGGACCUCAGCCUAAUCCAAACCCACAACCAUUACCAGACCCAAACCCAAAACCAUUGCCGGACCCACAACCAAACCCAAACCCUCAGCCAUUACCAGGACCGCAGCCUGAUCCAAACCCAAAACCAUUUCCAGACCCAAACCCGAAACCAUUGCCGAACCCACAGCCAAACCCAAACCCUCAACCAUUACCAGGACCUCAGCCUAAUCCAAACCCACAACCAUUACCAGACCCAAACCCAAAACCAUUGCCGGACCCACAACCAAACCCAAACCCUCAGCCAUUACCAGGACCGCAGCCUGAUCCAAACCCAAAACCAUUUCCAGACCCAAACCCGAAACCAUUGCCGAACCCACAGCCAAACCCAAACCCUCAACCAUUACCAGGACCUCAGCCUAAUCCAAACCCACAACCAUUACCAGACCCAAACCCAAAACCAUUGCCGGACCCACAACCAAACCCAAACCCUCAGCCAUUACCAGGACCGCAGCCUGAUCCAAACCCACAACCAUUACCAGACCCAAACCCACAACCACUGCCAGGCCCACUGCCGGACCCGAAUGCACAACCAAAACCACCACUUGGGACACAAGUAGAAAAGGAAAAUGUGGAAGCACACAUCCAAGAGGAGCCGCUGGGAUGAGAUGUUCGAGUACAUCAACCGCGCCAGAUAUAGUAUACUCGUGACUUAUAUUGCCUGCUAGAUUAAAUAAGUGGUGUGUUGUAACCCACCACCAUCAAGUCAUUCUGUGCUAUAUAAUGUCAAGAUCAAUCAAGAUUAGGGUAUGAUGCCCAUGUAAAUCUUGUGAUUGUUCUGACUUACUUUUCUGGCUUGUAUGGAUGAUAAUUGUAUGUGUGUGCUGGUUGUACUAUGAUUGUGUGAUGAUAUAUAUAUUAAAAUUUCUACUU
Triticum urartu is the source of this 1825-nucleotide messenger RNA. RefSeq lists its product as uncharacterized. Lineage: Eukaryota; Viridiplantae; Streptophyta; Magnoliopsida; Poales; Poaceae. The record is from RefSeq and is a predicted model, not a curated record.